AUGGGAAGGGGUAAGAUUGAGAUCAAAAGGAUUGAGAACUCAAGCAACAGGCAAGUUACCUACUCAAAGAGGAAGAAUGGGAUCCUAAAGAAGGCAAAGGAAAUUAGUGUUCUAUGUGAUGCUCAAGUUUCCCUUAUCAUUUUUGGUGCCUCUGGAAAGAUGCAUGAAUACAUCAGUCCCUCCACCACGUUGAUUGACGUCCUAGACAGAUACCAAAGAGCCUCUGGGAAGACACUCUGGGACGCUAAGCAUGAGAACCUGAGCAAUGAAAUUGAUAGGCUCAAAAAAGAGAAUGACAGCAUGCAAAUUGAGUUGAGGCACUUAAAGGGGGAGGACAUUACCUCACUGAAUUACAAGGAGCUUAUGGCUCUAGAGGAAGCCCUUGAUAAUGGCCUCAACGGUGUUCGUGAUAAAAAGACGGAAGUGCACAGGAUGUUCAAGAGAAAUGGCAAGAUUUUGGAGGAGCAAAAUAAGGAACUCAAUUUCCUUCUGCAACAGCAUUUGGCAUUAGAAGGUGUAGGAAACAUGCAUGGACAAUGGAUUUGA
This is a messenger RNA of Abrus precatorius (Indian licorice), 546 nucleotides long. RefSeq names its product floral homeotic protein PMADS 2-like. NCBI's taxonomy places the organism in Eukaryota, Viridiplantae, Streptophyta, Magnoliopsida, Fabales, Fabaceae. Gene Ontology annotation, cellular component: nucleus. The record is from RefSeq and is a predicted model, not a curated record. Gene Ontology annotation, biological process: positive regulation of transcription by RNA polymerase II. The coding region runs from base 1 to 546 and encodes 181 amino acids. Gene Ontology annotation, molecular function: RNA polymerase II cis-regulatory region sequence-specific DNA binding; DNA-binding transcription factor activity, RNA polymerase II-specific; protein dimerization activity. The transcript has 7 exons.